Molecule: messenger RNA, 2181 nt
Organism: Astrephomene gubernaculifera
Lineage: Eukaryota; Viridiplantae; Chlorophyta; Chlorophyceae; Chlamydomonadales; Astrephomenaceae
Source: the annotation of a GenBank genome assembly
CUUCACCUUGUAAACCGCUAUCCAGAUCAAUUUACCCUGCAUCUGGUAUAGAGUUACGCACGACGACGCCUAGCCAUCACACGUGCAACACUUCUAAUACAACGAGGCAUUACAAGUAGGGUCGCAUAACACCAAGAUGCAACAGCAGGAGGAAUUUAUUGUAACGGACUUGUAUGGAUUUCCCCUUAAGGUUAAACCUUUUAUGGAGGAGGAGCGACGCGCGUGCGAUGCGAAUGCGGAGCGCGAGCAGGCAGCAUGGAUGCCGUACAUUGAGAAGGAUCGAUUGCCAAACAACAAAGACAAGCUGAAGGAAAUGAUUCGGAAGGGCGUGCCUCCCACGCUGCGGAACUGGGUUUGGAUGGAGACUAGUGGGGCCAAGAAGAAGAAGGCAGCACAUGCAGACUCCUACUACUCCAUUAUGGUCAAGGCCGGGGAGGACUCGCCGUACAAGAAGGACAUUGAGAUGGACUCCCAACACACCUUCCCCGAACACCCCUGGCUAGCUAGCGAGGACGGUCGGGUGGCUCUCACACGCGUGCUGCAGGCCUACAGCAUGCACAACGACCGCGUGGGCUACGUGCGCGCCAUGAACAGCAUCGUGGGCCUGAUGCUGGUGUCGCUCAACCGCAACGAGGAGGCGGCGUUCUGGCUGCUGGCGGCGCUGGUGGAGGACAUACUGCACCCGGGGACCUACAGCCGCAACCUGGAGGGAUGCCAGGUGGAGAUGCGCGCUCUCUCCGAGCUGGUGGCCUCCAAGCUGCCCGUCCUGGCGGCGCACUUCGCCUCCCUGGACUUCCAGAUCUCCAUGCUGGCCACCGACUGGUACCUGGGACUGUACUCCACCUCCCUGCCUGCGGAGACUGUCAUGCGCGUGUGGGAUGCGCUGUUUUUCGAGGGCCCCAAGAUCCUGUUCCGAGUGGCUCUGGCGCUGCUGACGGUGUACGAGCAGCCCAUGCUGACCGUUAAGGACGCAGGGGAGCUGAUGCUGCGCAUGCGCCGAGCGGCCUCCACCAUGCACCAGCGCGACGUGCUCAUGAACCGCGCGUUCGAGGCUAUCGGCUCCCUGCCCAUGGCAACCAUCGAACGCAUCCGCGAGCAGAAGCAGCGCGAGGUGGAGGAGGCGGUGGCCGGCAGGUCCGGAGGCGGCGCCGCCAGCAGUGGCGGGGCCGGGACCCUGACCAGCAGCAGCAGCGGUGGCGCCAAUCCUGGCGUGGAGAAGGCGGCGGAGAAGGUCAAGCAGGGCUUUGGCAAGUUCAUGGCGGGUAUGAGCAAGCUGGCCAACAACACGGCGGAGCAGCUGGCCAAGAUGAACACCCGGGAUGAGGCGCAGGGGCCGCAGCAGCUGGGGCAGGGGCAGCCACAACAGCCGCCGCAGCAAGGGGUUGCUCCGAGUGAGCAGCCGUCCGGGAAUCCUUUCAUUUGAUUAGGCGGGGGCGAGUCACAACGAGUCGGGCAGGGUCCAGACCAUCACAGGCCAUGCUUCCCAUACGAGUGUGUAAUCUACGCUGCGUGGUCCAUAGUCGUUAACUCUUUCGUAAGUACUGGCUUCCUUAUAGUGGUAGUAUGCUGCAUGAAGAGCAUUUAGGGCUGAGAGCACACACGCCGAAGGGCGCGUUUCUUGGCUUUUAGCCGAGGUUAUCAGAAUGUGUGGUGCGCGUGGAUAGCGUUGAGGGGACAGUGUAGAGGCUGUGCGUUGGGGGGGCAGCGACGGACCGAAUGUAUGUAUACCGAGUGUGACUGUGUGUUACGGUGGGGAGGGGUGUUGCCCUCUGGGCACAACAUGCGUAUGUAAUCGCUCCAGCAGGUCACGUAUUGCCGCAUGCAACAGGGGUUAGCUGUGUCGUCGUUCUUUCCAUUGCGCCACGAGGAGGGAGGGUGCCUGCAUGGACGGUUGGCUGACGUGUGUAGGCUUCAUUUUACAGGAAACGAAGGGGGGUCAGUGGAGGUGUGCAUCGUGUGUAGUACGUGGCUGGUUGAAGUGUAUCGCACAUGACCGGUUUUCCACCCAUACACAGAUAUACGGGCUUAGGGCUACAAAGUUUAGGGCUACAAAGUUCUUGCCUUGAGGUGUGUUUCUACCAGAGACGGGAUUCUUGUUGACAAGGUCUCGGUAAGCCCUUUGCCCUUACCUGAUGCAUCAGGAUAGGACUGGUGGAUGGUCAAGCAAGCGGUACGGGAUGG